Messenger RNA from Helianthus annuus (common sunflower), 773 nucleotides. RefSeq names its product ras-related protein RABA1f. The record is from RefSeq and is a predicted model, not a curated record. The coding region runs from base 28 to 681 and encodes 217 amino acids. Gene Ontology annotation, cellular component: endosome. Gene Ontology annotation, molecular function: GTP binding; GTPase activity. Lineage: Eukaryota; Viridiplantae; Streptophyta; Magnoliopsida; Asterales; Asteraceae. The transcript has 2 exons.
CAAUUUUUUUCACAGAGAGAAAGGCAGAUGGGGUCAUUUGCAGACGACGAUUACGAUUACUUGUAUAAGGUGGUUCUUAUUGGAGAUUCAGGUGUCGGUAAAUCCAACCUUUUGUCACGAUUUUCCAAGAACGAAUUUAGCCUCGACUCCAAAUCUACAAUCGGGGUUGAAUUCGCCACACGUAGCAUUGAAGUUGAUGGCAAGAUCAUCAAGGGCCAAAUCUGGGACACCGCCGGACAAGAAAGAUACCGAGCCAUCACAAGCGCUUAUUACCGAGGAACAGUGGGUGCGCUAAUUGUGUACGACAUCACCCGAAAAGUAACAUUUGAAAAUGUGGAGCGAUGGCUAAGGGAGCUUCGAGAUCACACGGAGCAAACCAUUGUGGUCAUGCUCACCGGCAACAAGGCUGAUCUAGGUCACUUACGAGCCGUUCCAACAGACGAAGCCAAGGCGUUCUCAGAAAGAGAGGGUGUGUUUUUCAUGGAAACAUCGGCUCUUGAGGCGCUAAAUGUCGAAAAAGCUUUCACGGAAUUACUGUCACAGAUCUAUCGCGGUAUGAGCCGAAAGGCGCUUGGCAUGGGUAAUGACCCCGCGCUUGUACCCAAGGGAGAAAUGAUAAAUAUUGGAAGUAAAGAUGAUCAUGUGUCUGCAGUGAAGAAAGCCGGGUGUUGCUCUAAGUGAGUGUUUCGGGUUGAACACCACGAACUAGCGAUAUCAAGGCGUGUGAAUAUUAGUCCUAUCAACAAUCUUUCCCUAUCGAGUUUUUUUUUUCU